AUGGUCGGCCUAUGGCUCGUUCCUUUUGCUGUGCCUCUCAGCGAUGGCUAUUUUGUUCAGGUGCCAGGGGAAAGCAAUGAAAGCUUGGCCCAGGGCCGCUGGCCGGGAGCAGCAGCAGAUGCCUGUUUGGCUUGGGCUGAAGGUGAACCAGGCUAUGAGCUGCGACGAAUCACCACCAGGAGGGCCAAAUUCUUCCCGGAGGCGCGAAAGGAACUCCUGCGGAAGGCUUCGAGUUGGACGGUUCUGCCGGACUGUCCAGCAACCAGCUGGACAAUACGUUUGCUGAACGCAUCUGUAUUUGCAGAUCGAAAUUCCGAAGGAGAAGUGGAAUUGGCAGAUGUUAUCCAGGAAAUCCUGUCGUCAGGCGAAACAACCAUGCUACAAACUGUGUCUUCCCGUUUGGCUUUAUUUGGUUUACUUGGCCAUGCCGGGCGAAGGAAACGUUCCUUCCGCGGCAUGGGAGCUUUGUCCCCUGUGAUUUGGGACGUCUUCACAGAGUUGCCGCAUUGGUCGUUGCUGCAACGACAGCUGUGGGCUUCCAUCCGCUCACGUCGGCCCUUGCCGUUGGGUCCGGCCAUCCUGGAAUUGUCCGGUGCAGGUAGCGAUCCGCUGCUGCAGGCUGUUUUGUUGCUGACUUCCGCGCAGGAGAUUCGGUUGCGCUCCGGCGACAUUUUAUCAGCCAGCAGCAUUUUGGGGGAGGUCUCAUUGUUGGUGAGCCGCGCAGCAGGAGUCUUGGAGCAGUGGGUCACAGAUGUGAAUAAGGCAGAGAUGGUAAGGGGACUUCGAGAUUGGCCGGUGGUGCAAUUGCUGGCAGACUUGGAGGUCUCCGAUCUGGCUGAACUGCAAGCCAUGGGACGGGACGUCCAAACUCUUCAACAAGUUCGAUUUUUGCCUUCGCCAGAUGUGGUUCCGAGCCUGGUGCUUCCGUACCGAGAACCCCUCAGUGAUCAUGAUCGAGACAUUGGGCGGUUCCAUUGCACCACUGACUUUUUCGCAGAGGUGGAGUACUGGAUACGCGAGAGUUUGCCAGGAGAUCGAAUGGUGGCAGUGGAGGUGGCAUGUUGGCUUCCAGACUGCUUGGUGUGGGCCGGCCAUCGUCUGGGCGGUCGCAUUUCAGCUGCUUGCCUGGAGGCCGAUGAUCUUGCUGCGACAGCAGGGCGCCGGUCCAUCAAGCUCAAUGGCUUUGAGGGACAGGUUCAUAUGCUUCAACGCAGAGUGACCAGUUCACCAUCAUCGGUCCGGUGGCACUGCAGGGACCAUGAUGAUAUGAGCCACGAGGACAACAUUGAAGACAAUGUACAUCUUUCCAACGAUCGCAGAUGUGGCUUUCAAAAGACAGACGGCGACAACGGCGUGGUGGAUCAUUUGGCCACCAGCAUCGAUCAUGAAGUGGAACGACUUGGCUUUGAUCACAUCGACAUUCUGAAGCUCUCGAUCUCAUCCAUGGAUAUUUUGAGGAGUGCCUGGAAAGCUUUGAGAAGGACCAGCAGGGUCUUGUUGGCCACAGAGCCUCGACAGACCAUGAUGCAGGUGGAAUUCCUGAAGACUGCGGGCUUUCAGGAGAUUCAAGUUCCAAUGCCCGAGAAGUUUGCAGCUCGAGACCAUUUGGAGAGGAUGUGGGGCGUGUGGGACGACAUAGAGGAGAAACUGGGGCCCGAAGUGCGCGUACAGGAUCUGGCAUUGGUGCGGACGAUCAUUGGUGAGGGCCAUAGUGAGCGGGGCCAUGUUGUGGUCUCGUCAUACGUUCGAGCAAAUGCUCUUGUGGUAUUUGAAGAACAAGCCAGCCGGGCCCUAAAAGUGGGGAAAUCACCCUUGUUUGGUGCCAUGAUGCCACGAUCGAUGGACGACAAAGCCGGCAAAGCACCGGCAGGCCAGACCAACAAUGAAUCCAAACUCAAGGUUUGUCCGCUGCCAAGCUGA
This is a messenger RNA of Cladocopium goreaui, 1920 nucleotides long. The record is from the annotation of a GenBank genome assembly. Lineage: Eukaryota; Dinophyceae; Suessiales; Symbiodiniaceae.